AUGGAUCAAAAUGGUCUACACAAGAACAAGGACAAAGUGGAAGCAAUCUUAAAAUCACCAAAACCGUCAAAUGUGUCAGAGCUACGAACAUUCCUGGGCUUGACUAAUUACUACCAGAAAUUUAUUCCCAAUUUGAACACAAUCUUGAAUCCACUACACAAUCUAUUAAAGGCACACACUAAGUUCGUUUGGACCAGAGAAUGUGAUAAAUGCGUUGAAAAAGUUAAGGCUGAGAUAGCUAGUGACCGGGUCCUUGCUCAUUUUGAUGAAAAUGAAACCUUAGUACUAGCCACGGACGCUUCUCCAGUCGGAUUAGGAAUUGUUCUUUCUCACCGCUACAAAGAUGGUACUGAACGGCCAAUUUCAUUCGCUUCUCGAUCUCUCACUGCAAGUGAGAAAAAGUACAGUCAGAUAGACAAAGAGGCACUGGCGAUUUACUGGGGAUUGAAGAAGUUCUACCAUUAUUGUUAUGGCAGAAAGUUUAUCCUUGUAACAGAUCAUAAGCCACUUGUUUCAAUCUUUGACCCAUACAGAACCUUACCUACUAUGACUGCCACACGUAUUUUCAAUUACGCUCACUUCCUCUCUGGCUUUGAUUAUACUAUUGAAUAUAGGAACACCAAAUCACAUGGUAAUGCAGACUACAUGUCUCGUUUUCCUAAUGAGCAUCCACCGACAAAUCAAAUCGAUCAACACGAAGCCUUUUUCAUUAAUCAAAUUGAAUCAAUGCCUGUAACACAUGAAAAUAUUGCAAAUGAAACAUCAAACGACGAUGAGCUAAAACCUCUUUUGAAAGCACUUCAAGAUGGCACGGAUUUAGAACAUAUUGGCUUGAAGAAUAAUGAGUAUUCACUUCAUGAUGGCUGCAUUUUUCGUGGUUCCAGAGUAGUAAUUCCUGAAAAACUACAAGGAAAAGUACUCAAUGAACUUCAUCUAGGACACUUAGGAGUUGUGAAAAUGAAAAAUCUUGCAAGAAGUUUUUGUUACUGGAAACACAUUGACCGUAACAUAGAAGAUCUAGCAAAGUCUUGUCGUCCAUGCUGUUUGAAGCAGAAUCUUCCUGAAAAAGUAGAUGUCCAUCCUUGGCUGGUUCCAUCAGGACCUUGGCAACGAAUACACAUCGACUUUGCAGGUCCAAUUUAUGGGCAAUACCUUUUUGUUAUCGUUGAUGCCUAUUCAAAGUGGGUUGAAGUCAUACCAACCAAAACUACAACAUCUAAUUGGUGCAUUCAACAGCUCAGGAAACUCUUCUCCACCUUUGGUUACCCGUUCACGUUAGUCUCUGACAAUGGCCCUAACUUCACAUCAUCUAUUUUCAACCAAUUUCUACAAGCUUGUGGCGUCACACACAAAUUCUCUGCCCCCUAUCACCCUGCAACCAACGGACAGGCAGAGAGAUUUGUUCAGACUGUAAAGAAACAGUUAAUAGCAAUGGAGAAUGAUGGAGGAGAUUUGCACUUCAAAAUAAAUCACAUCCUAAUGUCACUAAGGAAUGCCACAAAUGCUACAGGGUCCUCGGCAUAUGAACUUAUGUUUGGGAGACGGAUAAGGACAAGGCUGGAUCUUAUGAAGAAACCCCAAGAUCACACAGAAAUGCCCGACGGAUGUACUAAAAUCAAAAGAGAGUUCCGGGUGGGGGACAGGGUUCAGGUGCGCAAUUUCGGAAAAGACGGAAAGUGGAAAUUUGGAAACGUAAGAAGGAGAGAAGGAUUGGUGCAUUAUCAAAUCGAGAUGGACAAUGGGCAGGUUUGGAGAAGGCACAUUAACCACAUUCGGCCGUGUAAAUUUGAGGGGGAGGAUUAA
This is a messenger RNA of Macrosteles quadrilineatus (aster leafhopper), 1803 nucleotides long. RefSeq lists its product as uncharacterized. The transcript has a single exon. Gene Ontology annotation, molecular function: nucleic acid binding. The coding region runs from base 1 to 1803 and encodes 600 amino acids. The record is from RefSeq and is a predicted model, not a curated record. Lineage: Eukaryota; Metazoa; Arthropoda; Insecta; Hemiptera; Cicadellidae. Gene Ontology annotation, biological process: DNA integration.